This is a messenger RNA of Papilio machaon (common yellow swallowtail), 1472 nucleotides long. RefSeq names its product SWI/SNF-related matrix-associated actin-dependent regulator of chromatin subfamily B member 1-A (gene Snr1). Gene Ontology annotation, cellular component: nucleus; nuclear chromosome. Bases 133 to 1335 code for a protein of 400 amino acids. Gene Ontology annotation, biological process: chromatin remodeling; regulation of transcription by RNA polymerase II. Lineage: Eukaryota; Metazoa; Arthropoda; Insecta; Lepidoptera; Papilionidae. The record is from RefSeq and is a predicted model, not a curated record. The transcript has 8 exons. Gene Ontology annotation, molecular function: transcription coregulator activity.
UGAUUGUUUAUGCUUGUUUGUUUCGUGUUUCGUUUUCGGCGUCUUGAUUCCGAUCUAUAUUAUUCUAUGUUCAAUUUGAUUUCUCAUUUAUUUGUAAUUUAUCCAUAGGAGUAGUAUUACAAAAUCAUAAUAAUGGCUCUCAGAACAUACGGCGAUAAGCCGAUUAGUUUUCAAAUCGAAGAAGGUGGAGAUUUUUAUUGUGUCGGAUCAGAGGUUGGCAACUACCUGCGGCUGUUCCGUGGGUCUCUUUACAAGAAGUACCCUGGCAUGGCCAGAAGGACUCUUACUAAUGAAGAGAGAAAGCGACUGAUUGACAAUGGCCUAGGGCCGCAUGUACUCUCUAGCUCUGUUUCAUUACUAAAAGCUUCUGAAGUUGAAGAUAUUAUUGAAGGAAAUGAUGAUAAGUACAAAGCUAUAUCAGUGAGUCAGGAGUUAGCCACACCUAGAGAAAGCAAGAGUAAAAAGCCACACAAUCCAUCAUGGCUCCCUGUUAUGCCAAACUCUUCACAUUUAGAUGCGGUACCUCAGGCGACACAGAUCAGCAGAACUAGAGUUCAUAAUAAAAAGGUGCGCACAUUCCCAUUGUGCUUUGAUGACACAGAUAUGACGGCCAUGUUGGAGAAUGCAUCCCAGAAGCAGAUUUUAGUGCCGAUACGUCUUGAUAUGGAGAUUGAGGGCCAGAAGCUAAGAGAUACAUUCACCUGGAAUAAAAAUGAAUCAAUAAUAACACCGGAACAAUUUGCGGAGGUGCUCUGCGAUGAUUUGGAAUUGAACACGGUUACAUUUAUACCGGCCAUAGCAUCGUCUAUCCGUCAACAGAUUGACGCAUUCCCCAAUGAACCUCCUGCUAUACUGGAGGAGCAGAGCGACCAAAGAGUUAUUAUUAAACUUAAUAUCCAUGUUGGGAAUACUUCGUUAGUUGAUCAGGUUGAAUGGGAUAUGUCUGAAAAAGAGAAUAAUCCUGAACAAUUUGCUAUGAAACUUUGUGCCGAGUUGGGGUUAGGAGGGGAGUUUGUGACGGGCAUAGCUUACAGUGUGCGGGGACAGUUGGGUUGGCAUCAGCGGACUUAUGCAUUCAGUGAAGCACCAUUGCCUGUUGUUGAGACACCAUAUAGGCAACCAUCUGAAGCAGAUCAAUGGGCUCCGUACUUGGAAACUCUUACCAAUGCUGAAAUGGAAAAGAAGAUACGAGAUCAAGAUAGAAACACACGUCGAAUGAGACGUCUGGCUAACACAACACCGGAUGUGUCGUUGAGCCGGGCCGUCAACCGGCUGAUCCGUGCCGACGAGGCCCUCUUCCAGAACACGCCAGAAAAGAGGAGGAAAAAAAUUUAAUCGCCCAACGCUUGCCGACAACACAUAUACCUGCUUCACUAUUUUAUAACGGUUUUUAUAACAUUAGAUUAUCAUUAGUUCUAGUUUUAGGUUCGUGCACAAAAAAAAAGUUAUUUCCAAACGUAUUUACGGCUCGG